Molecule: messenger RNA, 1368 nt
Organism: Colletotrichum karsti
Lineage: Eukaryota; Fungi; Ascomycota; Sordariomycetes; Glomerellales; Glomerellaceae
Exons: 1
Coding region: 1-1368 (455 amino acids)
Source: RefSeq, a predicted model, not a curated record
AUGUCGAGCAAACGAAAUAGCGGCGACUGGGCAGCCCCGCGACGGCUUCCUUCUGUCAGGGAGAAGCUGUCGGGCUUCGUCCGCCGUGGCCGCGGACUGGCAAAGAAGACGACACUGUCGAUGCUUGGUGAGCGAGAGAGGCCGUCUCUUGACGAAAGCCAGAAGGCUUUCCCUCGUGUUCAGGUGCAGGACUUCGGGACAUCGUGUCUUGACAUCGACUUGCAGUCCCUCGAGGCCUUUCGCAUUGCGCCGGAGAAGAAGGGGCAGGAAGCUGAGGAUGAGAAGCCCCCUCAAUCGAAAUCAUCGACAACCCCUAUCGCCGACAUGUUCGCCAAGAGAACCACGACCAUUGAGCCUGUAACGGUCAACCCUUCGCUCAACAAGUCUUCACCGUCACUCCUCGCAGCAUCAGAAACCAAGCCAACGGGAGUCCCCUCGGAAAAACGUCGCCCAGGCCAUGCCCCAUCACUAGCGGCGCCCUCAUCGAACUCGGCUUCCAUUGUGACAAUUGUCAACUCCAGCCAUGCUCAACCGCAUUCUUCGAGGCCCUGGCCGCCUCCGGCAGCGGCGCCCACUGGUACUCAAAGCACGAUCUCAUCAAACCAAAGCAAAACCCAGUUCCGCGAGCCUCGACGCGCCGUAUUUGCCUCCUCAAGGCCAGCCCCAGCUGCCACCCCAGAAUCCACCGCCAGACCCCGCCAGAAUGCUGCUGUUGUUGCUGAGCAGAAUCGUGCGGAAAAGCGCCAUUCGACACCAACUUCACUGCCCUCCUCAAACCCAGCCACGAACAAGGAGCCCACAGAACCAGUCACCUCAGACCGUCGAAGAUCCUGGCAACCAUCCCCCUGCCCUUCCCUGCCCCCCUCUGCCUCAGCCCCAUAUCGCAAUGGCGGCAUCCCAUCCCGCCGCGCCUCGUCCCGUCUUCCUGCAGAUCGGCUCGGCUGGAUCAAGGAGCUCGAGGAGGGUAGGAAAAACCGCCCGACCAUCAACAGCGAUCUCCCUGUUCUCAAGACGAUGCAGGGCGGUGUGGCGGACAAACUCGCCAGAUUCGAGAGCAAACAGAUGCAGACGCAGCUGGCGCCCAUGACGCGUUCAAACUCGACGCGGAGCCGCACAUCUUCGGUCGCGGACACGACUUUCUCUUCGUACGGCAUGGCCACGGCGAGAUCGUCGCUUGAUUCCCACCGCACUUCGUCUGUCUUCUCGCACUAUGAUGAUUCGUUCCGCGAGAAGAUGGAACUCAUUGCCGGGGGUCCCAACCGUGAGGGCACCGAGGAGAAGCCUUCCUUAACAAAGGUCACAGCUAGCUUCGUGUCGGUUGAGAGACGGGCCAAGCAGGCUUGUGUCGAUAAGCCUCAGGAGGUUUGA